UGAGAACUAAAGUUAAUGUGUAAAUCCAAGAGGGAGUACCGUAAUAUUACUAAAGAGUUGCUGAGGCAAACUGAAGUGUAUCUAUUUAAACGAUUUAAACUCCGGGGGGUACGUCAUGCCGCAAACUGUCUAUUUAUUGACGUAAAACUGACGUAAAGCAACCAGUUCACUGCAGUGUUUGUGGAGGUCUGGCGUGUUUGCUAACAUCAAGCUAGCUAACUAACGCCAAUUCGACACCUUUAUCUAUUUCAGGUGCCGUCAUUACGACACGUGUUAUCUGCUAAUAAGCUAUGAAGAUGAGGAAGCGACCUAACAUUCUGCUAACAGGAACCCCUGGUGUUGGAAAGACCACUUUAGGAAAGGAGCUGGCCCAGCGGACAGGGCUGUCCUACGUCAACAUAGGAGACCUGGCACAGGAAGGAGAACUUUAUGAUGGCUAUGACGAAGAGUACCAGUGCCCAAUUUUGGAUGAGGACAGGGUGGUGGAUGAGCUGGAUGACCAGAUGGUAGACGGUGGGAUGAUCAUUGACUAUCAUGGCUGUGACCUGUUCCCUGAGCGCUGGUUCCACAUCGUCUUUGUCCUCCGCACAGACAACACACAGCUGUACACGCGGCUAGAGAGCAGGGGGUACGCGGGGAAGAAGCUGCAGGACAACGUGCAGUGCGAGAUCUUCCAGACUAUCUACGAGGAGGCCAUGGAGGCCUACAGCGAGGACAUCGUCCACCAGCUCACCAGCAACACUCCUGAGGACAUGGACCGCAACCUGGAGCAGAUCAUCCAGUGGUCUGAGCAGUGGGUGAAGGACAAUAACUAGAAGCUGGACUCUGUCAACAAAAGUUAUUUGGACAAUUAAACAUAAAUGGUAAACUACAUUUAUUUUCACAGACUUUGCCCACAUGAAGACUUAUGAUAUUUUCUUCAGUGGCUUGGCAAAUGGUCGGACAGCAGUGGAUGGUUAUCUAUUAAAAAAUGGUAUCGAACAGGCUUACUGACACAAGUCGGAAGCCAUAACAUGAUAUGUAACAGAGCGUACUGGCUUCAAGUCAUAGCACUUGUAUACUGCUGCAUUCGUGUCAUAUUUUUGAUAAUAAAUGACUAAUGGUAAACAACAUUGUCACAAUUUC
Molecule: messenger RNA, 1125 nt
Organism: Gymnodraco acuticeps
Lineage: Eukaryota; Metazoa; Chordata; Actinopteri; Perciformes; Bathydraconidae
Gene: ak6
Product: adenylate kinase 6
Exons: 6
Coding region: 291-815 (174 amino acids)
Cellular component (GO): cytoplasm; nucleus
Molecular function (GO): ATP hydrolysis activity; ATP binding; AMP kinase activity
Source: RefSeq, a predicted model, not a curated record